CUGCUCAUCGGCGCGGUGCUCGCGGGGAACGCGCUCGUGUGCGUGAGCGUGGCGGCCGAGCGCGCCCUGCAGACGCCCACCAACUACUUCGUCGUGAGCCUGGCGGCCGCGGACCUGCUCCUCGCCCUGCUGGUGCUGCCGCUCUUCGUCUACUCCGAGGUCCAGGGCGGCGUGUGGCUGCUGAGCCCCGGCCUCUGCGACGCGCUCCUGGCCCUGGACGUCAUGCUGUGCACCGCGUCCAUCUUCAACCUGUGCGCCAUCAGGGCCUUCCUGGUCUGCUGGACGCCCUUCUUCGUCGUGCACGUCACGCGGGCGCUGUGUCCCGCCUGCGCCGUGUCCCCGCGGCUGGUCAGCGCGGUCACCUGGCUGGGCUACCUCAACAGCGCGCUCAACCCGGUCAUCUACACCGCGUUCAGCGCCGAGUUCCGCGGCGCGUUCCGCAAGGGGGAGGGCCCUUCCCGAGGAGCCAAGGUGGCCCCGCACAGUCCCCUGAAAACACAGCUGAGGUGA
Messenger RNA from Miniopterus natalensis, 510 nucleotides. Lineage: Eukaryota; Metazoa; Chordata; Mammalia; Chiroptera; Miniopteridae. The record is from RefSeq and is a predicted model, not a curated record.